Molecule: messenger RNA, 574 nt
Organism: Phyllostomus hastatus (greater spear-nosed bat)
Lineage: Eukaryota; Metazoa; Chordata; Mammalia; Chiroptera; Phyllostomidae
Gene: LGALS9
Product: galectin 9
Exons: 3
Coding region: 70-435 (121 amino acids)
Biological process (GO): negative regulation of type II interferon production; negative regulation of CD4-positive, alpha-beta T cell proliferation; positive regulation of gene expression
Cellular component (GO): nucleus; cytosol
Molecular function (GO): galactoside binding; carbohydrate binding
Source: RefSeq, a predicted model, not a curated record
UUGCCUCUGGCUGACCUUCUCCUCUUCCCCCAACAACUGAUACCUUACUUCACUGCCAUCCCCGGUGGGAUGUGCCCCUGCAAGAGCAUCACCGUGUCAGGCACCGUCCUGCCCAGCGCUGAGAGGUUCCACAUCAACCUGCGCUCUGGGAGUGACAUCGCCUUCCACCUGAACCCCCGUUUUGACCAGAACACCGUGAUUGGAAACACGCAGAUCAACGGCUCCUGGGGACCUGAGCAGUACUCCAUAUCCAAGACAAUGCCCUUCUCCAGAGGCCAGAGCUUCUUGGUGAGGAUCACUUGUGAGGAUACUGCCUUCAAGGUGGCAGUGAACGGUCAGCACCUGUUUGACUACAACCACCGCGUGAAGGACUUGCCUGCUAUCAAUGUCCUAGAAGUGGCAGGUGAUGUCCAGGUGACCCACGUGCACACAUAGACUGGACUCUUGGUCCUGGGAUCUAGGGCUAGAGCAUGUCACUGUCCGGAUCUGCUCAUCACCUCCACCUUCCCUGUCCCUGCCCCUGCCCUUCCCAGCCCUCCAAGGAUCUGGAGACACGAGGUCCCUGUGUGGCCCU